Messenger RNA from Marasmius oreades (fairy-ring Marasmius), 863 nucleotides. RefSeq lists its product as uncharacterized. Lineage: Eukaryota; Fungi; Basidiomycota; Agaricomycetes; Agaricales; Marasmiaceae. Bases 18 to 665 code for a protein of 215 amino acids. The record is from RefSeq and is a predicted model, not a curated record. The transcript is spliced from 3 exons.
CUAAACACCAAACGCCCAUGUCCAGGUUUCUUCGGCUCAAGAAUAUCCCUCUCUCCAUCAUAUUCCUCUUGCAAACAGCGUCAUUAGCAUGGGGACAGGCUUCGCAGGCUCCUCCUACGUCCUUUGGAAGCGAUAGCAUCACUGGAAGUGUUACUGGAACCGCAAUCUCAGGAUCAAGCAGUGUCCUCUCCUCGAGUUCCAUGUCCUCCAACGCAACCCCGACCAGAAGUGCCGAUUUACCCAGCUUGAGCGGAGUCUCAUCAUGUGUGUCGAAUGCCUUCCAACUCUCGGUGUCGGACCUGAAUUGCUCGAGCGUAGCGCAACCGACCUGUUAUUGCCAAAACCUUUCAUUCCCGAAUGCACUCAUUAAGCGCAUCUCCGAAGGAUGUCCAAAUGAACUGGCUACCGCCGAGGGAUUAGUUCAGAGAUUCUGCGCCGUCGCUAGUACAUCUCUCUCAUUCCCGAUUUCUACUCUUCCCACAAGCACAUCUCCUUCCUCCACCCAACCUACAUCUCCUUCCUCCAAUCAGCCUACAUCCCAACCACCCCCCACAUCUUCAUCCACUACCGGAAACAAUGGUGUCCACUCCCUUUUCAAUCCUGACGCCGUCCUUGGACUGGUGACCGCAGUUUUCACGGCGAUGCUCGGUUCCUUCUACGUUUGAACUCCUUUUCUCCACCCGAACUACAUGUGCCUGUUCGCUUCUAACGGACUUGGUACAAGCGCUUUAACUCCCGGAGCACAUAGUUUCUUACAGCAUACUUAUAUAAUGGGCUUUUCCUUUAUAUAAUUAUAACUCAUUUCUCAAUGUACUUUGGCCAGAUAAUACCACGGUUUGCAACUGAAAACGGUCUCGUUCGAC